Molecule: messenger RNA, 606 nt
Organism: Capsella rubella
Lineage: Eukaryota; Viridiplantae; Streptophyta; Magnoliopsida; Brassicales; Brassicaceae
Product: ethylene-responsive transcription factor ERF017
Exons: 1
Coding region: 29-595 (188 amino acids)
Biological process (GO): regulation of DNA-templated transcription
Molecular function (GO): DNA-binding transcription factor activity; DNA binding
Source: RefSeq, a predicted model, not a curated record
UUACAGAACCGGAUUUGGUUUAUUUGCGAUGGAAGGAUCGUCUUCUUCUUCGAUGCAGUCAAAGUACAAAGGAGUGAGGAAGAGGAAAUGGGGCAAAUGGGUUUCGGAGAUCAGACUCCCCAACAGCAGAGAACGUAUCUGGCUAGGCUCAUACGACACACCUGAGAAGGCGGCGCGAGCCUUCGACGCGGCUCUUUAUUGCCUCCGAGGCAACAACGCGAAGUUCAAUUUCCCGGAAAACCCUCCGGCGAUCAACGGCGGAAGAAACUUAUCGAGGUCGGAGAUACGAGAAGCGGCAGCGAGGUUCGCUAACUCGGAGGAGGAGAAGGAAUCGAGCGUUCGAGCAGGAUCGUCAUACGAGAUACAGCAAGAGUCAACUUCAAACUCGAUGGACAUUGAUUCGGAGUUCUUGAGUAUGCUGCCGACGGUUGGUUCGGGUAAUUUCGCUUCGGAGUUUGGGUUGUUCCCUGGGUUCGAUGAUUUCUCCGACGAAUACUCCGGUGAUCGUUUCAGGGAACAGCUUUCACCUACGCAGCAAGACUAUUACCACGGAGAAGAGACUUACGACGGCUCCAUCAUUCUUUGGAAUUUUUGAAACAUUUCCAU